Molecule: messenger RNA, 1490 nt
Organism: Prunus persica (peach)
Lineage: Eukaryota; Viridiplantae; Streptophyta; Magnoliopsida; Rosales; Rosaceae
Product: truncated transcription factor CAULIFLOWER A
Exons: 8
Coding region: 572-1288 (238 amino acids)
Biological process (GO): positive regulation of transcription by RNA polymerase II
Cellular component (GO): nucleus
Molecular function (GO): RNA polymerase II cis-regulatory region sequence-specific DNA binding; DNA-binding transcription factor activity, RNA polymerase II-specific; protein dimerization activity
Source: RefSeq, a predicted model, not a curated record
GUAACUUGAACAAUUAAUGAAACCAAAAGUGCUUUCAAAUACAAAUGCUUAAACGGUCAACAUCACGGUAAUGUGCCAUGCGAAAGCUGUCAGUGUAAAGAAGACCGUACGAUGUGUGAGGCUAAUAAGUAACUAGUGAGCUACUAAAUGAGCUCCACUAGAAUACAAGAAAGAUAAAAUGUGGUUCCUAAUACAGAGGGAAACGACGACACAUUACACCCCAGCCAACCACAACUCGACAACACAUCCUCAAAACCACUUGUACUCCCUGAAACCGCUUUUCCAUCUCAACUCGUGCCAUGUUAAUUAUAAUCCUCAUUUUCCAUAUCCUGCACACACUUUCUCAGACGCCUUCAGAGCUUUGGCUACAAGAAGAAAAAAAAAACAAAAUUAAUUCAGUUCAGUUCAUUUCUUUAUAUAUAUAGGGUUUCAAGUUGUUGUCUUUCUUUUUUUGGGGCUAGGCUUGGAUUUUGCUCUUGUUUGGGUUUUUUGGUGAAAGAAAAAUUAAAGAGGCAGGAGGUGCAAGCAAAAGAGUGUAAAGUUUUAACUGAGAGAGAUCGUAACUGUUAUCAUGGGAAGGGGUAGGGUUCAGCUGAAGCGCAUAGAGAACAAGAUCAACAGACAGGUGACUUUUUCCAAAAGAAGAACUGGGUUGCUCAAGAAGGCUCAUGAGAUCUCUGUCUUGUGCGAUGCUCAGGUUGCUCUGGUUGUCUUCUCCAACAAGGGCAAACUCUGUGAGUACGCCACGGAUUCAUGCAUGGAUCAAAUACUUGACCGCUACGAGAGAUACUCUUACGCAGAAAGACAGCUAGUCGAACCCGAUAUUGAAUCACAGUGUAACUGGACCUUCGAAUAUUCUAGACUAAAGGCUAAAGUUGAGCUUUUGCAAAGAAAUCAGAGGCACUAUUUGGGAGAAGAUCUCGAUUCGUUGACUCUGAAAGAGAUCCAAAGUUUGGAGCACCAGCUCGAGACCGCUCUUAAACAAAUUCGAUCAAGAAAAAACCAACUCAUGCAUGAGUCCAUCUCUGAGCUUCAGAGAAAGGAAAGGGCGAUGCAGGAGCAAAAUAACUUGUUGGCAAAGAAGAUCAAGGAGAAGGAGAAGGCCGCAGCUGAGGAGGUUCAUAACUGGGAGCAGCAAAACAAUGGCCUCAACUUGCUUCCACAGCCGCUUCCAUGUCUAAACAUGGGGGGCACGCAGCAAGAUGAAUUCCUUCAGGUGAGGAGGAACCAGCUGGACCUUACUCUGGAACCAUUAUAUUCAUGCAACCUCGGAUGCUUUGCUGCUUGAUCAUCAAUCAGUACAAAAAGAACAAAACAAAACUACAUAUGUUGGUUUGGUUGUGUAUUAAAUUUCUGGUUUCUUGGUAAAUUUGAACCUAGACUUUGCUAAGGUAUGUGGUCGCAAUCCAAUCAUUGACAGACUAUCAAACAAUGCCAAUGAGGAUUUCAACUUUAAAACUGUUCUAUUUAUUGAUGCCAUAAUUGUUGAG